AUGAAACAAUUUUUCGCUCAUCGUUUUCGUAGGCAUUCUGGAGACUCUUCACAUCUUUACGAUCAAUCUUCUUCUCAUGAUGACAACGAUCAAAAGUCAUCAUCAACGAAUCGAUCAAACCUUAAAAUUCGAGCCAUCCCAAAAACCAACGUUCCUCCUCCUCCUCGCAGAAAGAGUGAAACAGAUGCUGUAUUGAUGCAAAGUACGCAUCCUGUGAAUACGCAAGGUGUCUAUGGAUUUAUGGAUUACACAGUGCAUAAAAACGCAAAUAAUCUUUACACCUAUGGAAAUCAACCUAAUCAAUUCUAA
This is a messenger RNA of Naegleria fowleri, 309 nucleotides long. RefSeq lists its product as uncharacterized. Lineage: Eukaryota; Heterolobosea; Eutetramitea; Acrasida; Naegleriidae. The record is from RefSeq and is a predicted model, not a curated record. The transcript has a single exon. Bases 1 to 309 code for a protein of 102 amino acids.